UUCCGUCUGCGUCUUUCUUUUGUUCGAGGUGUCGCUGGCAGCACAUUGCAAAACCUUCCACCUGACGGAGGAGAGAACCCGGAGCCGAGGGAGAGGAGGAGGAGGAGGGGGAGGAGGAAGAGCAGCCAUGAUCCAGUCUGAUCACUCCACACACUCCUUGUUCUGCUGCUGUUGUGCCCUUCACACCAGGGCAACCAGCACGCGCCUGCAGCUGGGCGGCCGCCAGCGACCGGGUCAGGCCUGCAGGGUGGAGCGCUCCAAAAGGAAACUCCCACACCCACCACCAGAGGGCGAGUACGGCCCGGGGGCGGCGGGCCGCCUCAACGUCAUCGCCAUGUACGACUUCACCGCCAAGGAGGACACCGACCUGACACUCAGACAGGGAGAAGAGUACGUCAUCCUUCACAAACAGGAUCAGCUGUGGUGGCGAGCUCAGGACAAACAUGGGAAUAAAGGCUUCAUCCCGAGUAACUACGUGACUGAGAAAAACAGAAUCGAGGCAAAUCCGUGGUACUGUAAGAAUGUGACCCGGACCGAAGCCGAGCAGCUGCUGCGACAGGAGGAUAAAGAAGGUUGCUUUGUGGUGCGGGAGUCCAGCCACCAAGGCGUCUACACCGUCUCUCUGUACACCAAAAUGCUGAGCACCGACGGGGACGUCAGACAUUAUCAGAUCAAGGUCAGCGACAGCGGACAGUUCUACCUGGCUGAGAAACACACCUUCGACAGCAUCGCCGAUGUCAUCCGCUACCACGAGCACAACGCGGCAGGUCUGGUGACCCGGCUGCGGUACGCCGUGGGACCGAUGGGACGGUGUGUUCCCGCCACUGCAGGAUUCAGCUUCGAGAAAUGGGAGAUCAACCCCAGCGAUCUGACCUUCAUGAAGGAGCUGGGCGCUGGGCAGUUCGGCGUGGUGAGGCUCGGGAAGUGGAGGGCUCAGCACAAAGUGGCCAUCAAGACCAUCAAGGAGGGCGCCAUGCUGGAGGAGGACUUCAUCGAGGAGGCCAAAGUCAUGAUGAAGCUUUGCCACCCGAAGCUGGUGCAGCUGUACGGCGUCUGCCUGCAGCAGCGCCCCCUGCUGAUCGUGGCAGAGUUCAUGGAGAACGGCUGCCUGCUCAACUUCCUGCGGCAGCGGGGCCGGACGCUGAAGGAGGCGUGGCUUCUGUCCAUGUGCCAGGACGUGUGCGAGGGGAUGGAGUACCUGGAGGCGCAUCAGUUCCUCCACAGAGACCUGGCAGCCAGGAACUGUCUGGUUAACGAGCACAACGUGGUGAAGGUCAGCGACUUCGGUUUGACCCGGUACGUUCUGGAUAACCAGUACACCAGCUCCAGCGGUGCCAAGUUCCCGGUGAAGUGGUCUCCUCCAGAGGUUCUCCACUUCAGCAAAUACAGCAGCAAGUCCGACGUCUGGUCGUUUGGUGUGGUGAUGUGGGAGAUCUACUCUGAGGGUCGGACCCCGUUUGAGAACCGCUCCAACCUGGAAGUGGUCAACGACAUCACCCGCGGCGUCCGACUGUACCGGCCGCACCGCGCCUCGCAGCCGCUCUACGCCAUCAUGUACCGCUGCUGGCACGAGAGGCCUGAGGGUCGGCCCAAGUUCUCCGAGCUGCUCGAGGAAAUCCAGAAACUGGCAGAAAAUCCGGACUAACACACACACAAGCACCUGUCAUCUUUCUGGACAAACUGUCUUUUAAUUAAACUGUAAAUAAAUACUUUUAUAUCAGAACUUUUUUGAAACUUGUUUUGUCAGGAAACACAGACACACACACACAGACACACACAUGCACACACGCACACACACACGCACACACACACACACACACAAAACAAAUACAUUUUUAAAUGCAUGUACGUGCACAGGUGGACUCCAGGUGGUGCACGAGCACGCGGCGCUCUUCAGUGCACG
Messenger RNA from Salarias fasciatus (jewelled blenny), 1903 nucleotides. It is a transcript of the gene txk, whose product is annotated as TXK tyrosine kinase. The record is from RefSeq and is a predicted model, not a curated record. Lineage: Eukaryota; Metazoa; Chordata; Actinopteri; Blenniiformes; Blenniidae. The coding region runs from base 128 to 1645 and encodes 505 amino acids. Gene Ontology annotation, biological process: protein phosphorylation. Gene Ontology annotation, molecular function: ATP binding; protein tyrosine kinase activity; protein binding. The transcript is spliced from 16 exons.